Helianthus annuus (common sunflower) is the source of this 1146-nucleotide messenger RNA. RefSeq names its product protein STABILIZED1. Gene Ontology annotation, cellular component: U4/U6 x U5 tri-snRNP complex; catalytic step 2 spliceosome. Lineage: Eukaryota; Viridiplantae; Streptophyta; Magnoliopsida; Asterales; Asteraceae. The transcript has 2 exons. Bases 94 to 1008 code for a protein of 304 amino acids. Gene Ontology annotation, biological process: gene silencing by siRNA-directed DNA methylation; positive regulation of miRNA metabolic process; mRNA splicing, via spliceosome. The record is from RefSeq and is a predicted model, not a curated record. Gene Ontology annotation, molecular function: protein binding.
UCCGACUUGUUUGGCAAGCAAGGAUAUAAAUCAAUCGAUCGCGUCGAAACGAUCUUGAUUCACAUUUGAAAUCGUUUUGUAAAACGAGGCUGGAUGAGAUUGAAUAUGAGUACUGUUACGAGUUUAUUGAAUACAACGAAGUCUAGUUUGUUGUUGAAGUUUCGAACAAAUCCAAAGCAUCCAGCGGGUUGGAUUGCAGCUGCGAGAUCGGAGGAAGAUGCUGGAAAGAUUGUGAAAGCAAGAGAGUUGAUAAGAAAAGGUUGUGAAGAAUGUCCAACGAAUGAGGAUGUGUGGAUCAAGGCAUGUCGCUUGGUGAAUCCGGAUGAAGCUAAGGGUGUUAUAGCUAGGGGUGUUAAGGCGAUUCCCGAUUCGGUACAACUUUGGAUCCAGGCUGCAAGAUUGGAACAUGGCGCUGCGAAUAAAAGUAGGGUUUUGAGAAUGGGUCUUGAAAAGAUACCAGAUUCUGUGAGGUUAUGGAAAGCACUUGUGGAACUUGCUGCUAAUGAGGAUGAUGCAAAGCUUUUGCUUCAGAGAGCGGUGGAAUGUUGCCCGUUGCAUGUGGAGUUGUGGCUAGCCUUAGCUCGGUUGGAAAAGUAUGAUGCGGCUAGGAAGCUGUUAAAUAAGGCAAGAGAGAAGCUCCCUAAAGAACGAGCAAUUUGGAUCGCUGUAGCCAAACUGGAAGAAGCUUUUGGAAACACAUUUACGGUUGGGAAGAUAAUAGAAAGGGGUAUUGGGGCUUUACAGAGAGAAGGGGUGGAGAUUGAUCGGGAAGCUUGGAUGAAAGAGGCUGAAGCUGCUGAAUGGGCUGGUUCCGUUUGGACAUGUAAUGCUAUCAUUAGUAACACAAUUGGGAUUGGGGUGGAAGAAGAAGAAGAAGACCGUAAGGCAACUUGGCUUGCUGAUGCAGAAGACUGCAAGAAAAGGGGUUCCAUCGAAACUGCUAGAGCAAUUUAUGGCUGGGCAAAUGCUGUCUUUAAAUCAAAGAAGAGUGCAGACCACGCGGAGUAAUGGACUCAAGGCUGUUUAAAAACAAUCGCUGUACUUGAAACCCUUUUUAUAUGUUUUCUAGUACCUAGGUAUGUAGAAACUUUGGACAAAAUCUUAUAAACUGAAAUGUACCGAUAUGGGUAUUUGUAUCAGUAUAUA